This is a messenger RNA of Lindgomyces ingoldianus, 958 nucleotides long. RefSeq lists its product as uncharacterized. Gene Ontology annotation, biological process: translation. Bases 30 to 512 code for a protein of 160 amino acids. Gene Ontology annotation, molecular function: structural constituent of ribosome. The transcript has 5 exons. The record is from RefSeq and is a predicted model, not a curated record. Gene Ontology annotation, cellular component: cytosolic large ribosomal subunit; ribosome. NCBI's taxonomy places the organism in Eukaryota, Fungi, Ascomycota, Dothideomycetes, Pleosporales, Lindgomycetaceae.
UCCAUCUUCAACGCCCACCAACAUUCGCCAUGGGUCAUGCCGCCGGUCUCCGCGCUGGUACGCGCUAUGCGUUCUCGAGAGGAUUCAAGAAGAGGGGAAUGAUCCCGCUCUCGACCUACCUCCGACAGUACAAAGUUGGUGACAUAGUGGACGUUGUGGCUAAUGGUGCCGUACAAAAGGGUAUGCCCUUUAAGGUCUACCACGGCAAGACUGGUGUUAUCUACAACGUUACCAAAUCCGCCGUCGGCGUCAUCCUCCACAAGCAGGUCGGCAACCGAUACAUCGAGAAGCGCAUCAACGUCCGCGUCGAGCACAUCCGACUUUCGCGCUCCCGAGAAGACUUCCUAAAGCGUGUCAAGGAAAAUGCGGCGAAGAUGAGGAAGGCUAAGACUGAGGGUGUCCACAUGCAUCUGAAGCGACAGCCAGUGCCGCCACGGGAGGCACGGACCAUAAGCACCAAGGACAACAAACCAGAGAGCAUUACGCCGAUCCCGUACGAGACAACCAUUUAAGCGAGGGGAAUCAGAUGGAUCGCGAGCAAAAUGGGAAUCGAUGGGUAUGGGUCAUGGCGUGUGUUUGGCGGAACUUCCAAGCAACUUUUCCUCUUUGGUCUGCACUUUCGAUAGCAUAUGAAAGCGGCGAUUCACCACGGUCGUCUUGCAGAUGAUCCAGUGUGCUUGUGUGGCUCGGGGCUUCUCCAUGUCAAUACUGCACUUAAUAUUUCGGUCCUAGGUCGACCCGCUCCAUCUUUGAAUGGUUCACCGCUCUGUGAGCCUUUCAGCAUGGAGUAUGGUCUUCGACCUCUGUGUGGAUGGUAUGCUAGAUCUCAGGUAUCAUGAGUGCCACUACUACUCGUGGACUCAUAGCUUCGAAUUGCUCGACAUUCGUGUUUAACGUCAGCGGCCCCUUGCUAUCCAUUUCCCUCCACAUCCACACUUUGUGCUGAACAGUCGGGCAU